This is a messenger RNA of Phascolarctos cinereus (koala), 2392 nucleotides long. RefSeq names its product F-box protein 15 (gene FBXO15). Gene Ontology annotation, cellular component: SCF ubiquitin ligase complex. NCBI's taxonomy places the organism in Eukaryota, Metazoa, Chordata, Mammalia, Diprotodontia, Phascolarctidae. Gene Ontology annotation, molecular function: protein binding. The record is from RefSeq and is a predicted model, not a curated record.
CCAACAGCUUGAAAUUUCGUCCAUCAUUUGUAUGUUCUUUUUUAUUAGGGUCUAUUGAUAAUGUGAAAGGUCGGGACUCUCUUUCCCUCUCCUCCCACUACGCUCCUCAUCAGUUGAUCCAUGGCUUCCGUCAGAUCUCAAUAAAUUUAUCCUGGGUUCUGGGGGGCAGCGACCUUAUACACGGGCCAUUAGACCACCCCCACCCCACCUUUCUAUCGCCAGCUCAGCCGCCUAGUACCCAAGAGCGACCUGCGCGCCACCAGCGGCGGGCGGAGGAAAACGGCCCGGCCGCAGGCGGUGAUGGGGCCGGGUGCCUGAGGAAGAAAUUUCCGCGGAGGCCCGGAGUACUUCGGCGAGCGGCGGCGGGCGGGGGCCGUGAGUGCGGAGUCGCUGACGGUCGUUAGAACUUCGGCCUCCUCCGCCGCCUCCGCCUCCGCCUCCUCUUCCUCCUCCUCCACAGAGGGAAGGCGACGAGCCCCCUCCCCUCUACUGGGCUCCGGGCCGCCUUCGGGCUCCGUCCCACCCGGGUCAGCGUUCUAGCGUCUCCAUGGCGACCGGACGGGGCUGGAUCCUCCGGCAGCACUGCAAGGGGCUGGUGCGGACAGCCGAGGAGAUCCCGUGGCAGCUGCGCCUCCCGCCAGUCGACGCUGCCUGGGCCUCCCCUCCCGCGCCCCUCGACAGGGCCCCGGGGCCCUAUUUCUUCCGGAGGCCCAGCAUUUUCAAAUCACUUGAACUCUUGGAGAAAUCUGGAGGAAAUUUGAAGAAAUAUCAUACUUUUUAUUUAAUGGAAAGCUGCAGUAAGCCCCAAGAAAUUUCACCAUCUCCACAUGACUGGACUUGGAGGAAGAGAGAGAGAGACACCCUGGCUACCAGAAAUCUUAAGGGAUCAGAUGUCAUGCUUAAUCCUAAGCCUUCAGAGCAGUCUACCAUGUGUGAAAGACAUUGUGCAAAGUCAUCCUCAAAACUUUCUAUGCACAUAGAAGGUAUGCCCUCUGAGAUCCUACUGAAGAUAUUUUCUUACUUGGAUGCUGUUACCCUUUUGUGCAUUGGCUGUGUGAACAAGCGCUUCUAUUCUUUGGCCAAUGACAAUUUUAUUUGGUACAGAAUCUACUCCGCCUCUUUUUCACCUAAGAGAUCAAACUGGGAAAUGAAUGCAGUAGAGAAGACAGCUGUAUCUUUGAGUCAUACAUCACUUCAUGACAAAGAAACUGGAUACUGGAAGAAAAAAUAUAUUGUGAAACAAAUAGCAGCCGGGAAAACAGCUGUAACUCAGCUUCUCAAGCCUGUAAAUCCAUAUACAGGUCUGCCAGUGAAGACCAAAGAAGCUCUGAGAGUAUCUGGAUUGAGUUGGGUGAUUGUAUUGAAGGAGAAAAAUGGGAAAGAGUACAUCAUGGAGCAGGCUGAGUUUUCUGUGAAUGACACAUCUGUUACAGUUGUGUGGCAUGGGAAUAAUUGGCCACGUAUAGACAAGCUGGCAACACUAGACUUAUGUGGUGUAACACCAGUUUUUUUGGACCGCUAUAAGGUCCCCACCAAAAAUGGACCUCGAAGGCGUUCCUUAGUUGCUGAGUACAAUCUGACUAACCUAACUAAAUCCACUUCGAUUGGCUCUGACAGACUUAUUCGGACGUUCUGCCUAAACCCAGGGCUUCUAGUUGGUCUAUGGAAGAAAGAGAAGGAAAUGGCUUUUGUUAUGGCGAAUCUUCAUUUUCAUCUACUGGUGGAGAGAAGCACUUUAGGCUCAGCCACUGUCCCUUAUAUGCUGCCGCCUCACAUUCCUUUUCUGGAUGACAUUGACCAACAAUAUGGACUACAUGGUUAUCAGCUCCAUGUUGACAUGCACAGUGGUGGAAGUUCCUACCUUUGUGGUACCUUUCGUAAUCUCUUCAGCAGGAAAGAUUUCAUUAAAAAUGGAUAUAUGAAGCUCAUCGUUAUAAGUUUUAAAAACAAUGCACAGCAUUUACCUCUAAUUGGAAAAGUUGGCCUCUGUUGGAAAACAGAUGUUUUUGCUGGUUGUAUACAGAACUGUUAUAUGAUGGAUGUAACCCUUUUGGAUGAAACAGAGAAACCAUUUUGGUGUUUCAGUUCCCCAGUUUGCAUGAGACCUGCUACCAGACCUUCUGACUUUUUUAAUUACAGAGGACAUCACUUUUAUGUAACCUACAUAGACUCAGUAGGAAAAGUGAAUUUGGAGCUGGUCUGGAUGGAAGAGACAGAAGAAUACUAUGUUGUUAGCCUGGCUCUUUACCUAAGAAUAGAAAAAGUAAACAGUUGGUUUGGAACAAACUACUGACCAUCAGCCUGGCAGAAAAUUAUUUUGUUUCUUAUUAGUUUUUUUGUUGUUGUUGGUAUUGUAAGUUAAAAUAAAACUUGUACUAUGAUUGCAACAGCA